AACAAUCAAAGCCACUGCAUAUGUCCUUAUACUUCAAAAGUAAUUAUUCAAAAGGAAAAAAACUAAUAAAUGCUAUCCAAAUUGCAAUCAAAAAGCUGAAUCCAUAGGAAACAGUACAGCACACAGGCAACACUGCAACAUUUCGCAAGUUGAUUGUGCAGUAUAUAUAAGGCCAAAACCCUAGUGGCUUACCUAAUCCCUGAGAGUAACCACUUUGCUCUCUUAAUUGAAACCUAAAUGGAGGAUGAAUCUAAUCCCACACUCCAUGUUGAUACUACUGUAUUUCCAUUACCCCAAAAAGGCAGGAGGGACGAUGGAGAUGAGCAAGAGAAUCAAGGAAGUCCAAAAAGGCAGAAGAGAGAUGCGGUUGCUAAGGAGCUCAAGAAUGGGUUUCAGGAGAAUAUCAAUAUCUAUGAGGGUGAUAACUCUGUAGAAAGAUAUGAAGAAACACAAGAGAAAAUGAUGGAAGUUUUGAUGGACACAACAUCAGAUGCUCAAGAAUGUGACUCAGAAAAUGUUCAACAUGAUUCUUCUAGUUAUAGUUCAGAUGACAACAGCCAUGAUGACAAUAACUCUGAUUUUAUUGACGAGCCACAUAUGACUACAAAUAUGGACACCACAUCAGAUGCUCAAGAAUGUGACUCAGAAAAUGUUCAAAAUGAUUCUUCUAGAGAUAGUUCAGAUGACAACAACCAUGAUGACAAUAACUCUGAUUUUAUUGAUGAGCCACAUAUGGCUACAAAUCCUGUGAAAAGUUCAGAGAACAGUGAGGAAGAAAUUGAGGAAAAUGCCUCUAAAACUCCACAAGUAAAUCCUGAAAUGCUAACUACUUUGAAAGAACGAAGUGUUGGAUCAAAGACAAUAUAUACUAAAAACUUAUCAUAUAGUGUGGAACGUGCUGAUCUGGAAGAACUUUUCAAAGAUUGUGGAGAAAUUGUUGAUAUUCGUCUACAUCUGGAUGAGGAAGGGAGGUUUAGAGGCUUUGGUCAUGUUGAGUUUGCGACAGAAGAAGCAGUGCUAAAAGCACUUAAGUUAAAUAAUACAGAAUUGUUGAGAUGUCGCAUGAGAAUUGGUGUAGCUCGAGAAAGGCGAAAAUAUACUCCCAACAGAAGCAACAGAUAUCAAGGUACUGAAGGGAGAUGUUCAAAGAUUUCAGAAGAUUGUGAGCAAGAAACUGAGGAAAAAGACUCCAACGCUGUUCAGACAAUUCCAAAAGUUCAAGCUACUUGGAAAGAACAAAAAGCUACAUCGAAGACAAUAUGUGCUAGAAAUUUGUCUUAUAGUGUGGAAAGGGAAGAUAUGGAAAUUCUUUUCAAAGAGUGUGGAGAAAUUGUUGAUAUUCGUCUACAAAGAGAUCGUGAAGGGAGGUCUAGAGGCUUUGGGCAUGUUCAGUUUGCAACUACAGAAGCUGCACAAAAGGCUCUUGAGUUGGAUAAUACAAAAUGGUUUGGACGAUGCAUUGGUGUUGGUAUAGCUCAGGAAAAGAAUGAAUAUGCCCCCAAUAGGAGUUUUAGCAACUGGAGCAAUUCAUUCAAUAAGUCCGAAAGAAUCGAGCCCAUCAAAAGGAUAUGGAGUUCAGAGUCCCGUGAGGAAGAUAUUGAGGGGAAAGCCUUAAAAGAUCCUUGGAAAAAUUCUAGAUUGUUGGCUACUAUGAAAGAAGAAAAUGCUUCAUCAAUAUAUGUCAGAAACUUGUCAUACAAAGCGGAACAGGCUGAUGUAGAAAAUUUUUUCAAAGAGUGUGGAGAAAUCGUUGAUGUUCGGCUACAUAGAGAUAAUGAGGGGAGGUUAAAAGGCUAUGGACAUGUUACGUUUGCAACCGCAGAAGCUGCACUAAAAGCUCUUGAGUUGGAUAAAACAGAGUUGUUGAGACGUUGCAUUGGAGUUCAAAUAGCUCGAGGAAAGGGUGAACGUACCUGGAAUAGAAGCAACUCAUUCCAAAAGCAUGAAAGAUUUCAGCCCAUGAAGGAUACAGAGCAUUCAGAGGACUGUAAGGAAGAAAUUGAGAAAAAAGCCCGCGAAAGUCCUCAUGAAAGUCCUAAAACGCUAGCUACUCUAAAAGAACAAAAUGCUGCACCAAAGACGAUAUUUGUUGGAAACUUGUCACAUGAAGUGGAACAGGCUGAUGUGGAAAAUCUUUUCAAAGAAUGUGGAGGAAUUGCUUAUCUUCAUCCACAUACAGAUCAUGAAGGGAGGCCUAAAGGCUUUGUACAUAUUGAGUUUUCAACGGCUGAAGCAGCACAAAAGGCUCUUGAGUUGAAUCACACAGAAUUGUUUGGACGUACCAUCACAGUUGAAUUAGCUCGAGAAAAAAGUCAUAGCUACAGUAGAAGCAACUGGAGCAACUCAUUCCAGAAGGGUGAAAGAAUUCAAUCUCUAACUGUAUAUGUCAAGGGAUUUGAUACUUCCCUCGAGGAAGAAGAGAUCAAAGCUAGCCUGGAAGAGCAUUUUGGUUCCUGUGGAGAGAUGACGAGGAUAACAGUUCCGAAAUUUUAUGAUUCUGGUGCAUUUAAGGGGUUUGCUAUCCUAGAAUUCAAGGAUGUUGACAGUGCGAAGAGAGCUCUAAAUCUUGAUCAAACUGAGAUCGGAGGUCAUACCUUGUUAGUUGAGAAAGCAAGGCCUCGACGUGAUGGAAAUGGCUCUAAAAAUGGUGUUGGUUGGGGAGAAAGCAGUGGUGGUGGAUGGCAUUCUGGUGGUGGCUGGCAUUCUUUAUUUUUCUCAUGAACCCAUAUCUAUUUCAGUUUUCUACAGUUAGCUUUUUUGUUUCCUUUGUGAUAUACUUUAUUUACUCA
This is a messenger RNA of Vigna unguiculata (cowpea), 2789 nucleotides long. RefSeq lists its product as uncharacterized. Lineage: Eukaryota; Viridiplantae; Streptophyta; Magnoliopsida; Fabales; Fabaceae. Gene Ontology annotation, cellular component: nucleolus. The record is from RefSeq and is a predicted model, not a curated record. Gene Ontology annotation, molecular function: RNA binding.